Molecule: messenger RNA, 1509 nt
Organism: Microthlaspi erraticum
Lineage: Eukaryota; Viridiplantae; Streptophyta; Magnoliopsida; Brassicales; Brassicaceae
Source: the annotation of a GenBank genome assembly
AUGGGGUUUGAUCCUGAGAAGCAAUCGAUCUCUUCUGCUGGACAGGUUGGUGAUUCAUCGUCAGGUGGGAUUAGCUCAGUAAAGGAACCUCUGAUAAAGGAGAGCCACAGCCCAGAGAACUACUCUGUUCUUGCAGCCAUUCCCCCGUUUCUCUUUCCAGCUUUUGGAGCUUUGCUUUAUGGUUAUGAAAUUGGUGCAACUUCUUGUGCAACCAUUUCUAUCAAGUCGCCUACACUAAGUGGAGUUUCAUGGUACAACUUGUCUCCAGUGGAUGUUGGAAUAUUUACAAGUGGCUCACUCUAUGGUGCUUUGUUUGGCUCCAUGGUGGCAUUUAGUGUUGCUGACACUAUAGGAAGAAGAAAGGAGCUGAUUUUGGCGGCGUUCUUGUAUCUUGUUGGAUCCAUUGUGGCUUCACUAGCACCUGUUUUCUCCGUCCUAAUAAUUGGCCGGGUUAUUUACGGCAUGGGGGUUGGACUGACGAUGCACGCGGCUCCAAUGUACAUUGCGGAGACUGCUCCAAGUCAGAUACGUGGACGGAUGAUAUCACUAAAGGAAUGCUGCACUGUCCUUGGGAUGGUUGGGGGUUAUGGAAUCGGUAGCCUCUGGGUCACAGUUAACUCUGGUUGGCGUUACAUGUACGCAACAAGUAUCCCUGUGCCAAUUAUUAUGGGAAUUGGAAUGUUUUGGCUACCAGCAUCCCCAAGGUGGCUUUUAUUGCGCGCUCUCCAGGGGAAAGGGAACGUGGAGAACCUUCAAGAGGCUGCAAUUAAGUCGCUUCGCCGUCUUAGAGGGCCGGUCGUAGUUGACACAGCCGCUGAACAGGUAAACGAGAUCGUGGCUGAUCUUGCCUUUGUGGUUGAGGAUAAAGAGGCUACAAUUGGUGAAGUUUUUCAAGGCAAGUGCUUGAAAGCUCUCAUUAUAGCAGGAGGUUUAGUCGUGUUACAACAGAUAACCGGGCAACCAAGUGUCCUUUACUAUGCCGCAUCGAUAUUACAGACUGCUGGCUUCUCUGCUGCAACCGAUGCUACUCGGAUCUCGAUCCUGCUUGGCGUAUUUAAGUUGGUUAUGACUGGAGUUGCUGUUAUAGUUAUUGACAGACUUGGAAGGAGACCUUUACUUCUUGGUGGUGUUAGUGGCAUGGUGAUCUCAUUGUUCCUACUGGGCUCCUACUACCUCUUUUAUAAUACUGUACCAACUGUUGCUGUAGCUUCAUUACUACUCUAUGUGGGCUGUUACCAGAUAUCCUUUGGCCCGAUUGGUUGGCUGAUGCUUUCAGAGAUAUUUCCCUUAAGAUUAAGAGGUCGAGGAAUCAGUAUAGCAGUUCUUGUGAAUUUCGGAACAAACGCAUUUGUGACUUUCGCUUUCUCACCUCUUAAGGAGCUGCUAGGAGCUGGAGUGUUGUUCUGUGCAUUUGGAGUGAUAGCUGUAUUGUCUCUCUUCUUCAUAUACUUCAUUGUGCCUGAGACAAAGGGACUCACUCUUGAAGAAAUUGAAGCCAAAUGUCUUUAA